Messenger RNA from Acinonyx jubatus (cheetah), 8352 nucleotides. RefSeq names its product GLI family zinc finger 2 (gene GLI2). Gene Ontology annotation, biological process: smoothened signaling pathway; regulation of transcription by RNA polymerase II. The record is from RefSeq and is a predicted model, not a curated record. The coding region runs from base 1872 to 6542 and encodes 1556 amino acids. The transcript has 14 exons. Gene Ontology annotation, cellular component: nucleus. NCBI's taxonomy places the organism in Eukaryota, Metazoa, Chordata, Mammalia, Carnivora, Felidae. Gene Ontology annotation, molecular function: DNA-binding transcription factor activity, RNA polymerase II-specific; RNA polymerase II cis-regulatory region sequence-specific DNA binding.
UCCUCUCCACAUACACCCAUGCCCUUCCCCGCGUGAAAUAAAAAUCAAGGCGGCAUCAGGCCAGUGCUGUGCUGAGUGCUUAUGUGCCCUGGCUGUGUAAGGCACUGACAGACAGACAGACAUGCCUCCCCUCCAUCCUAUGACGUCAGUGUGAUUAUCCCUCCAUUUUACAAAUCUGAGAACUGUGGCUCAGGUUGGUGGAGCAGUUUUCUCCAGGUCCCCUCUGGAAAGGCUGCUGGCCCCAUUGCCUCCCAGCACAAGCUGUGGCCUGUGAAAUCCUACCAGCAAUGGGUCUCACACAGGGGAGUGUGGGAGCCCCUGGGGCCAGGCCCCCCGCAGCCGGUCCCUGUCCUGUCAGGUCCCCAAGGGCGGCCUUGGGCACUGCAGGUGUGGAGCAGGGCGGCGCCUGGUAGAAAGUGCCAGAAAGUCCAAACACUAGACUCGGAGUAGGAGUUGGGAUGUGGACCAACCUGGAACAAGGCCUGAGAGAUCCAGAGCCGUUUUCUGGAGGGUCUGGUCCUUCCUGCCAGCAAGAGGAUUUAGCCUCUUCUGGUUCAGUACUGGUCACGGUCGGCAUUUGCCGAGGGCUUUCUCUGUUCGGCAUAGCAAGUCUGCAGUCGAGCUCCCCUUUCCGAGGGGAAGCUGGCCCAAGGGCACACAGCAAACCGGCAGGGCAGGGGUUAGGCUCCAAGGCGGCCCAACCCUGAGCCUUGCUCCUGACCCCUGUGCCGUCCUGCCUUCCGGGGCCUCAUGCUCCGCUUCCUUUCCAAACCCAGGCGAGUGCAGGUCUGAGCUGUCUGGAGGCAGAGAGUGUACAUAUGUGUGCACACGUGUGUGUGCGCGAGUGUGCAUGUGCGUGUGUGCGUGGGAUGUUUGUGCCUAGGCAAAUGGGGGAAGAAAACAACACCCAUCUUUUUUUUUUUUCAGCUCAGUAGACAUCACUGCAUGAUGAAGGAAUGUGGAUUCCGCAAAACAUUUUUUUUCUUCCUAGUAUGUAAAUACCUUUGGGUUUCUUGGGUCUCGGAAGGGCAUCUAUCACUCAGGUCUUACUUAGCAGUUACCAUAAAAAGGGAAUCCUGUUGUGAACACACACGUGCACGCGCGCGCACACACACACACACAGACACUUUAGCAGCUUGAAAGCGGACUCUCCUUGAGUUUGGUGUGGCAGACAUGUUCAGACCAAGGUCUAAUUGCUGCGCUCUGGCUAGGGGGUUGGAGGCCGCGGCCAGCUGCGUGCCGCUAACAUUCUUUGGUUCCGAUAAGCAGAGUCCACCGUCCCUACUGACUUGAAGGGCCCCGGCUGGCUGUCCCGCUGCUGGAUGUGAAAGAAGGAGGCGAGGGAAGGUGGAGGAGGAGAGAAAAACAGGAAUGAAAGAGAGUAAGAUAAGGGAGAGGGAGACAGACACACGACAGCUCAGGGCAGACACUGGGAAGUCUUUGCAGGGACCCCGGGGGUGGCUACCAUUCGCUCCACUUUCCCAACAGGAACGGGGUGAUUCCAGCAGGCAGCUGGUGUGGGAUCUGAGGGGAUGCGGGCCUGGGAGCCUCAUUGGCUUGACCCCAACCAAGCUGUCCCCUCUCAGGAGGAGGACGCUGUCCCCUUGGUCCAUAUCGCCAUCGCCCUCUCUGAAGGUCCCUUUCAGGUGAGCCUCUUCUACGUGGCCCUGGAGGGAGGAGUGAGCCUCUAGCAACCUCAGUGUAGAUGACCCCGUCGUUCCUUCAACAGGAAUCACAGUGACACUGACAUUUGCUGCUGGGCCUGCCCUCCUGCCCACCCUGACUUCUGGAUACCUCCUGCAAGGCUCAGAAACUGCAGGGUCAGGGGCUUGGCCCAGGAGGGCUGUCACCCAGGACCAUGAGCGGCUAAGAUGGAGACGUCCGCCUCAGUCACGGCCACGGAGAAGAAAGACGCCAAAAGUGGGAGCCUGGAGGGUGUCGCUUUCCCCGACCCGGGCAGGAAGGCCUCUGCUCUCGCGGUGGCCACGGCGGCCGCGGCAGCGGUGGCUGCCCAAGGAGUGCCACAACACCUUUUGCCACCGUUUCAUGCUCCCUUACCGAUUGACAUGAGACACCAGGAGGGAAGGUACCAUUAUGAGCCCCACUCUGUCCACGGCGUGCACGGGCCUCCUGCCCUGAGUGGCAGCCCCAUUAUCUCCGACAUCUCGUUGAUCCGGCUUUCCCCACACCCCGCCGGCCCCGGGGAGUCCCCCUUCAACGCCCCCCACCCCUACGUGAGCCCCCACAUGGAGCAUUACCUCCGUGCCAUGCACAGCAGCCCCACACUCCCCACGAUCUCUGCGGCCCGGGGCCUUAGCCCCGCUGACGUGGCCCACGAGCACCUCAAGGAGAGGGGACUGUUUGGCCUCCCCCCUCCGGGCACCAACCCCUCAGACUAUUACCACCAGAUGACUCUCAUGGCGGGCCACCCUGCACCAUACGGGGACCUGCUGGUGCAGAGUGGGGGUGCCGCCAGUGCACCCCACCUCCACGACUACCUCAAUCCGGUGGAUGUGUCGCGCUUCUCCAGCCCACGGGUGACGCCCCGCCUGAGCCGCAAGCGGGCGCUGUCCAUCUCCCCGCUGUCAGACGCCAGCCUGGAUCUGCAGCGGAUGAUCCGGACGUCACCCAACUCGCUGGUGGCCUACAUCAACAACUCCCGCAGCAGCUCGGCGGCCAGCGGCUCCUACGGCCACCUGUCAGCAGGCACCCUCAGCCCAGCCUUCACCUUCCCCCACCCCAUCAACCCGGUGGCCUACCAGCAGAUCCUGAGCCAGCAGAGGGGCCUGGGCUCAGCCUUCGGACACACCCCGCCCUUGAUCCAGCCCUCGCCCACCUUCCUGGCCCAGCAGCCCAUGGCCCUCGCCUCCAUCAAUGCCACGCCCACCCAGCUCAGCGGCAGCGCCACCUGUCUGAGCGACGCCACCCAGAACAAGCAGAACAGCGAAUCCGCUGUGAGCAGCACCGUGAACCCCAUCGUAAUUCAUAAGCGCAGCAAGGUCAAGACAGAGGCAGAGGGCCUGCGGCCAGCCUCCCCACUGACCCUGACGCAGGAGCAGCUGGCUGACCUCAAGGAAGACCUGGACAGGGACGACUGUAAGCAGGAGGCCGAAGUGAUCAUCUAUGAGACCAACUGCCACUGGGAAGACUGCACCAAGGAGUACGACACCCAGGAGCAGCUGGUGCACCACAUCAACAACGAGCACAUCCAUGGGGAGAAAAAGGAGUUCGUGUGCCGCUGGCAGGCCUGCACGAGGGAGCAGAAGCCCUUCAAGGCCCAGUACAUGCUGGUGGUGCACAUGCGCCGGCACACGGGCGAGAAGCCCCACAAGUGCACGUUCGAGGGCUGCUCAAAGGCCUAUUCCCGCCUGGAGAACCUGAAGACCCACCUGCGGUCCCACACUGGGGAGAAACCAUAUGUGUGUGAGCACGAGGGUUGCAACAAGGCCUUCUCCAACGCCUCAGACCGCGCCAAGCACCAGAACCGCACCCACUCCAACGAGAAACCCUACAUCUGCAAGAUCCCAGGCUGCACCAAGCGAUACACGGACCCCAGCUCUCUCCGGAAGCAUGUGAAGACGGUACACGGCCCAGAUGCUCACGUCACCAAGAAGCAGCGUAACGACGUGCACCUCCGCGCCCCGCUGCUCAAGGAGAACGGGGACCACGAGGCCAGUGCCGAGCCCGGGGGCCGGGGCUCGGAGGAGAGUGCCGAGGCCAGCAGCACCAGCCAGGCCGUGGAAGACUGCCUGCACAUCAAAGCCAUCAAGACCGAGAGCUCCGGGCUGUGUCAGUCCAGCCCCGGGGCCCAGUCGUCCUGCAGCAGCGAGCCCUCUCCCCUGGGCAGUGCCCCCAACAACGACAGCGGCGUGGAGAUGCCGGGGACUGGGCCCGGGAGCCUGGGAGACCUGACAGCUCUGGAUGACACGCCCCCGGGGGCCGACGCCUCAGCCCUGGCCGCUCCCUCUGCUGGUGGCCUGCAGCUGCGCAAACACAUGACCGCCAUGCACCGGUUCGAGCAGCUCAAGAAGGAGAAGCUCAAGUCACUGAAGGAUUCCUGCUCCUGGGCCGGGCCGGCUCCACACACCCGGAACACCAAACUGCCUCCCCUCCCGGGAAGUGGCUCCAUCCUGGAAAACCUCGGCGGCGGCGGGCCGAGCGGGCUGCUGCCCAACCCGCGGCUGUCCGAGCUGUCCGCGGGCGAGGUGACCAUGCUGAGCCACCUGCAGGAGCGCCGCGACAGCUCCACCAGCACGGUCAGCUCCGCCUAUACCGUGAGCCGCCGCUCCUCCGGCAUCUCCCCCUACUUCUCCAGCCGCCGCUCCAGCGAGGCCUCACCCCUGGGCGCCGGCCGCCCGCAUAACGCCAGCUCGGCCGACUCCUACGACCCGAUCUCCACCGACGCGUCGCGGCGCUCCAGCGAGGCCAGCCAGUGCAGCGGCGGCGGCUCGGGGCCGCUCAGCCUCACGCCCGCGCAGCAGUACAGCCUGCGCGCCAAGUACGCCGCGGCCACGGGCGGGCCGCCGCCCACCCCGCUCCCCGGCCUGGAGCGCGCGGGCCUCCGGACCAGGCUGGCGCCGCCUGGCCCCUGCGCACGCCCGCUGGGGCCGCGGCGGGGCAGCGACGGGCCGGCCCAGGGCCACGCGGGGCCCGCGCCCGCCUUCCCCCACGAAGCGCCGGGCGGCGGGGCGCGGCGGGCCAGCGACCCGGUGAGGCGACCCGACGCCCUGGCUGCGCCGCGGGUGCAACGCUUCCACAGCGCCCACGACGUGAACCCGGCCCCGCUGCCGCCCUGCGCCGACAGGCGAGGUCUCCGCCUGCCCGGCCACGCCAGCGCCGACGGCGGCCUGGCCCGAGGCGCCUACUCGCCGCGGCCGCCCAGCAUCAGCGAGCACGUGGCCACGGAGGCCUUGGCGGUGGGGGCGGACAGCGCCGGGCCCGAGGUGGGCCUCAUGCUGCCCGAGGACGACCUCGUGCUGCCGGACGACGUGGUACAGUACAUCAAGGCGCACGCGGGCGGUGCCCUGGACGACAGCCCCUCACAGGCCUAUCCCCCCGAAAGCACCUGCUUCUCUGAGAACCCCAAACUGCCCAGCCCGGGGCUGCACGGCCCCCGCAGGAUGGUGGCUGCGGACUCCAACGUGGGCCCCUCUGCCCCUGUGCUGGGAGGCUGCCAGCUGGGCUACGGGCCCCCCUCCAGCCUGAACAAAAAUAACAUGCCUGUGCAGUGGAAUGAGGUGAGCUCCGGCACCAUGGACGCCCUGGCCAGCCAGGCGAAGCCUUCACCCUUUUCGCAGGGCAACCUGGCUGUGGUGCAGCAGAAGCCGGCCUUCAGCCAGUACCCGGGCUAUAGUCCACAAGGCCUGCAGCUGAGCCCGGGAGCCCUGGACAGCGGGCAGGGACACUUUCAGCCCUGCGGGGGAGGCCCCUCGGUGCCUAGGAUAAAUUACAUGCAGCAGCUGCGGCAGCCAGGGACAGGUGGUCAGUGUUCCAAUAUGACCACCACCGUGAGCCCCCACACCAAUUACGGCCAGGCCCACCCCCAGCUGAGUCCCAGUGCCAUGGGUGGGACCUUGAACCAGUACCCCCCGUCCUGUAACAACAUGGCAGCCAAGCCAGUCCACUUGGGGCUCCCCCAGCAAAUGGAAAUCGCUCCCGAAGCCAGCAUGAUGGGCAGCAGCCGCAGGGAACUCGGAAUCACCAAUUCAGCCCUGGCCGGGAUGCCUCCGCUUCACUCCACCCAGAGCUACCCACAGCAGAGCCAUCACCUGGCAAACCCCAUAAGCCAGGAGAGCUACCGCCAGGGCCCCAACCUUCUACCUGCCCAGCAACCUGGCUUCAUGGAACCCCAGCAGGGCACCGCGGGGGUAGCCGGAUCCAGCUUCGGCCUAGUUCAACCCCGGCCUCCCGCCGAGCCCAGCCCUGCCGGCUGCCACCGGGGGGUGCGUGCCGGGGUGCAGCUGGCCUACGCCAGAGCCACCGGCCACGCCAUGGCUGCUGUGUCGGCCCAUCAGGAGAUGGCAGAUGCGCCCAAGGGAGCAAUGGGCGGCGUGGUGUCCCGGCCUCCCCAGCCCCCCCCGCAGGACACGGGUGGGGUCCCGGACCACAGCAUGCUGUACUACUACGGCCAGAUCCACAUGUAUGAACAGAACGGAGGCCUGGAGAACCACGCAGGCUGCCAGGUCAUGCGGCCCCAGCCACCGCCGCCACAGGCCUGCCCCGACAGCAUCCAGCCCCAGCCCUUGCCCUCUCCAGGGGUCAACCACGUGUCCAGCACUGUGGACUCCCAGCUACUGGAGGCUCCCCAGAUUGAUUUUGAUGCCAUCAUGGAUGAGGGCGAUCACUCGAGCUUGCUCUCAGGCACCCUGAGUCCCAGCCUCCUCCACAGCCUCUCCCAGAACUCCUCCUGCCUCACCACCCCCCGGAACUCCCUGACUCUGCCCUCCAUCCCCACGGGCAUCAGCAACAUGGCAGUUGGGGACAUGAGCUCCAUGCUCACCAGCCUGGCAGAGGAGAGCAAGUUCCUGAACAUGAUGACCUAAGUUCCCAGCCCCUGGCGCUCCGUGGAGCCGGAGGAACCUUCAUUUCCCAGAGCACGGGAGUUCUAGUUUGUCUUUUUCCAAAAAAAAGUAUUAAAUAGGUCUGAGGGAGUUUUGCCAAUGGCUGGUCCGGACCACAAAUGAUUUAAGGGCAGCUUCGUGUGCAACCUGUCUGGUCGUCUUCGGGAUGGCUUUUCAGAACACUUUAGAAAGUCUCAACAAGAAAGGCAAGGCAGGAGCGAAAAACUCAUUUGCACAGUGCUUCCCAGCCUUUGGUGUUUAUAGGACCAAAUUGUUCUGGCUUCUUCACCUCUGUCAUUUGGCUAAUGAGGGAUUACGCUGGCCAAAGGCUUUCCAAGUACAUGAGGAAAGAGGGUAGAGGGAACCACAUUUGGGUUUGAAUCCGAAAGCCAUACUGGAUAUUCUAAUCCAGGAAGAGAAGUUUCUCGUUCCCGUACCUGCAAGGUAAAGGAAUUCCUGGCCCACUGGAAUUCUUCUACGAAGCUUACUUCUUGAGGCCUCUCGCAUCCCUGUGCCACAGAGGAAGAAAACAGAUUUUUACCUGGAUGAUUUGGAAGCACGUCCUGAUUCCAGGUCUGGUAGAGCUGGCAUCUCUACCCCGCAAAGCCAAGUUUGCGACGGGCAGGCUGCUCAAGUGUAUACGAAUGACUAAAGAAUGGAAGUAUUGCCAGAAAAAAAGAAAAAUUGUAGUGCUUGCGGCAAGCCCAGAAGCUGCCCUAGCCUCUCCAGACCGUGUUUACAGUGUUCAUGCAUGUAGAAUGUAGCCCUUCCUGGAAAGAACACUUCUAAAUACCUCGGGGUGGCUGGAGCUGCUAUGGGCUAUGGAUGGACCCAGGUGAGCCGACGCCUGGCACGGGACCUCCAGAAAGUGGGAGAGCGCCAGGGACCCGGCCUCAGGCCACCCUGGAGAUCUCCCAUGGGAAGAGGAAGUCGUAUGUUUACCCAAUCCUGUUUCUCCGAUGCACUGUCCGCCCACUUUGCCACGGAAAACCCCAGGACUUGGAUGGCGGCCUCUGCCCAGUCUCCCCCAGGCUGUGUUGUCCGCUUACCUGCAGCCCAGUGGUCUGUGCCAAGGUACAACAUGACGUCCCGGGGUCUUCUGGGUUCCCUCCCCUCUGUCCUGUUCAUUCCGCAGAGCACGAUGACCUGCAUGGCGUUUUUGGUGGGGCUGAGUGGGUGAAGGGGUUGUUUCCUGGGACUCUGAGGGACCAUCCCUGAAUUUUCCUGUUCGCUGUGAACAAGCCCCACCUGGAAGUGGAACUUGGGACUGGUAUCAGAAGACAUCGUUCCUGAACAUACUGUAGGGCGAAUGGAUGCCUCCCCCCUCCCCCCACCACACACACAUACACACACCCCCACACCUUUCCCACGCUGAAUUUGUGGCGACCUGGCCAAAACCAACCACACCACUGUGAGCCUGAUGAUAACCGUGACCCUGGCCUCGGCCACGGCAGGGCCAAGAUUUUCCCUGGGCCCUCUGCAUCCAGAACAUCAGACGCUUUGUUAGGGUCCAGAGACAAAGCCAAGUCCAAAUAACAGCCCUGGGACCCCUCCGAGGGCGUGGGCUCCGUGGUGGUGUUCGUUCACUCCCUGAGCUAGGAUUUCACUAGCCGUCCCCAGCCUGUGUAUAACCUGUACAGAAGGCGUCGUCCCUGAAAAUACUGUAGGUGAAUCAUCCAGCCAAAUUUAUAUCUCCAAAAUAUUUAGCUUUUUCUACAUGCUAUGAAUUGAGAUGACACACUCAACUUGUAAAUAAGUCUUUUUGUACAUUAAAAAAGUAAUUUUUUCAUAA